AUGAUAUCGAACAGACUUUUCACCGUCUUCUGCUUUGCCAUCAUCUCUGCGGUCGUCCUCCUCCUCACAGCUCAGCAUGUUGACCAGUGGGAAAGUACCGGCAUAGCCAUACCAACCAACAGCCAACACCAAGCGCCUGUCAACCACGGACUGCAGUCGUUGCGCCCUGAUCAUGACCCUAUCUGCGACGGUUUUCCAGACACCUCUGGCAUCCUUCUGGUCAUGAAGACCGGUGCUUCCGAGGCCUUCGAGAAGCUUCCCACCCACCUGAUCACCAUCCUCCGGUGCCUUCCCGACUUUCUCCUCUUCUCCGACCUCGACCAGAACAUCGCCGGGUACCAUGUCCAUGACAGCCUUGAGACGGUUCUCAAUACUGCCAAGGACGACAACCACGAGUUUGACCUCUAUCGCCAACAGAAGGAUUGUGUUAUCGACCAAGAGAUGUGCGCCAAGAAUUUUGACGGUCUCCAAGGCGCGGGCUGGAAUCUUGACAAGUACAAGAAUAUCCACAUAGCCGAGAAAUCCCACAGGCUACGACCUGGAUACGACUGGUAUUUCUUUGUUGAUGCCGACACAUACGUCUCCUGGCCCAAUAUGGUCCAGAUUCUUCGAAAGCUUGACCCCAAAGUGCCUUGGUACCUAGGCAGUCCGACUAUGAUAGGAGGUCACCUCUUCGGCCACGGCGGUAGUGGCUAUGCAGUCUCGAGUGCAGCGAUGAUCGAGUUCGCAGGACAGCACCCCGGGAUCGCGAAUAAGUACGACGAGCGGGUGAAGGACGUCUGCUGUGGAGACUACAUGUUUGCGACUUCUCUCAAAGAAACCAUCGGCCUCGAGUUGAAAAGCCUUUGGCCGAUGACCAAUGGCGACAAACCAUCCAUGUUUCCUUACGGGGACGGACACUGGUGUCAAGCCGUUGGAACGAUGCAUCAUAUGAGCAGCGAGGAGGUCUCUCAAUUUUGGGCGUUCGAACGCAAGCGAUUCGCUCAGACACAAAAGCCAUUGCUCUUCAAGGAGAUCUACCACGAGUACUUUGAGCCGAAGCUCAUUCCCAUGCGCCAGGACUGGGACAACUACUCUGACGGUUGGUAUUACUUGGAUCAGGGUUCAAAAGACCAUGACUGGGAGGACUGGCGAAUCCAAAGAUCGACCAAUGAAGACAGAAAGUCCGAGCUACAAAAGCUGGCCCAUCUCAGUGCUGAGGACUGCGCCAGGGCCUGUGAUGAGCACGUCGAGUGCUUCCAAUGGUCGUACAAGAACGAAUGCUGCGCCAUGAAAAAGACCUUCCAGCUUGGAAGGCCCAUCAAAAGGCCCAAGGAAGACAAAGAGCGCAUGACCAGUGGCUGGCCCGUCACCAAGAUCGACCGAUGGAUUGAGAAGCAAGGAGAGUGUAAGCAGGUGCACUGGCCCACAGUGUAUUAA
Diaporthe batatas is the source of this 1419-nucleotide messenger RNA. RefSeq lists its product as uncharacterized. Gene Ontology annotation, cellular component: membrane. The coding region runs from base 1 to 1419 and encodes 472 amino acids. Gene Ontology annotation, molecular function: glycosyltransferase activity. NCBI's taxonomy places the organism in Eukaryota, Fungi, Ascomycota, Sordariomycetes, Diaporthales, Diaporthaceae. The transcript has 3 exons. The record is from RefSeq and is a predicted model, not a curated record.